Lottia gigantea (owl limpet) is the source of this 525-nucleotide messenger RNA. RefSeq lists its product as hypothetical. NCBI's taxonomy places the organism in Eukaryota, Metazoa, Mollusca, Gastropoda, Lottiidae. The transcript is spliced from 4 exons. The coding region runs from base 1 to 525 and encodes 174 amino acids. The record is from RefSeq and is a predicted model, not a curated record.
AUGGGUUCAAGGAAGAAGACUAGACGAUACGAGGCUAGCAGAAGAAAUGGUCACUAUACUCCUACCCAGCAAACUCCGACCAGCUCAUCCAGUGACAAACAUCCUCCAUCCAUUACUAAAGCACGAAGACGUCUUCAAUUUGGUAGGAAGCCACCAAAAGAUCGUGGUAUUCCAGCAACAGUAUCGGAUUCAGAUAACACUGAUGAAAAAAUUGAAAGCAAACCCUCAACGGAUAAAGAAAUCAGGUUAAAUGUUCCCAAUAAAGAACCAGUACAAACCACACCUUCAAAUACCAAGCCACCCCCCAUUAACACGAAACGGCAAAACUCCGGUGUAAGGUUAAAGAAAGAACUAGAAUUUUUAUUGGAUGAUGCUGAUCACGUGGUUUACCCAGUCAGGUUAAGGUCAACUCUGCAUUCCUUGAUGAAUUGUAAUAGAAACCGGAAAGAAGAUGUUACAACUUCAAACAAAUCUCAAAAAGUUAUAGAGUUAUCUCCACCUCCCUCUUCCAGUAGACAACAUUGA